GUGAAUUUCUACGGGCGCCAUCUUGAAGUGAGGCCCUGUGGAAUAAGACAUUUUCUCCGAUAAUUUUUUCCUUUUUCUAGUUAAAAAUCAUAUAAAGGAAGUUCGGAGAAGAAGAUUCGUAAAAUGAAGCCGGCAGAAGUAGACGGACUUCAUCCACACGCUGCUGUUUCCACUGUGACGAUUGUUGGUAUCUGUAUCGGGUCUGUAGUGUUCCUUGUCUCGUUGACGGCAAUGCGCAUUCAAAUAGCUACAGACGCCAGGGGAGCGCGCAAUGCGCAAAACAGACUGUCGUCUGCUAUCAAGAAAGGCUUGAAAGAAAGCAGCAAUGGUAACCUGAAGAAAGGUCAAAAGGCCACUAUCAUGAAAUCCAAAGCCACCAGUCCGAUCUUCCCACCAUCCCACGAUAUGAGGGCCCAUGAGAGGGUCGUGACCCGAAAUAUGUCGACUUCCGGAGGCGACCCCAGUCAGUACAAAUCGGAAUGCUACGUGGAAAACGAAAAAGAUGGUGCCACACCGGAGAAGGAAGAAUGCCUCCGGGAAAAGGGUGUUGAUGAGAAGACGCCAAAACUGGGCAACAUGUCUUUCUCCGUGGAGUACGACUCCCAGAAGACGGCUCUGCUGGUCACCAUUCUGCGCGUGUGUGAUCUCCCGCCGAGAGACCCCAAUGCCGGAGGAUGUGACCCCUACAUCAAGCUACAACUCCUUCCGGAGAAGAAACACAAGUGUAAAACCCGAGUGCUGAGGAAGACCCUGAACCCGGUGUACGACGAAACCUUCACGUUUUACGGCAUUCCACAGAAUCUGCUCCAAAAUAUCACCCUGCACUUCGUCAUCCUCAGCUUCGACCGCUUCUCCAGAGAUGAGAUCAUCGGGGAAGUCAUCUACCCGCUGUCUGGAGUCCAGGUAGAUCAGAAAGAGGUGUCCCUUGUCAAGGAAAUCAUGCCACGUUAUCUUAAGUUCCAUAGCCAGGGACGUGGCGAGCUCCUGGUGUCGCUGUGUUACCAGCCUGCCGCCAACCGCCUCACUGUCGUCGUACUGAAGGCAAGGAACCUGCCCAAGAUGGACAUUACUGGACUAUCUGAUCCUUAUGUGAAAAUCUACCUACUCUACAACGGCCAGCGUAUCGCCAAGAAGAAGACACACGUGAAGAAGCGCACCUUAAACCCAGUGUUCAACGAGUCCUUCCUGUUUGACGUGCCCUACAAUGAAGGCCUGAUGAACAUAAGUCUGGAGUUCCUCGUGCUCGACUGGGACCGGGUCACUAAGAACGAGGUUGUAGGCCGCCUGGAAGUAGGAGCUAGAACGCCGGGAGCGACACAACAUCAUUGGAACGAGGUGAUCAAUUGUCCCAGAAAGCAGAUUGCUGAGUGGCACAAGCUAAGAGAAUGAUACUCUUACCCUAGCUGUCUAGAAUUGUGCAGAUUUUGUGUGUAAAGAGCUACACCAAGUCCGUUAUUCAACACUGGGUAUCCGAAACAUCACCGAGGACACGGCGAAAUUCUUACAAGACUUGUUACAAAAGAGAAUGCAUGAAUGUAUAGGAGGCCUAUUUUACCCACUUUUGAAUACCAGACUUCGUAUAAAGUGUAUUGUGGCAUACGUAAACCAGACUGAACUUAUCAGAUCGGAAGAGAGUGUUUUAAAUGCUAAUGCUAAAUAUUAUGAAACUUAAUAUGAACCAAUCCCACCCUUGAAUCUCCCACCAACAAAACAGCUUCCUGAUCGAUCCACCGCAAAGUACUUUAGUAUGUCCUUUUUUUCAGAGGAGUGCAGGAAGUCCUGAUCAGGGCUUUGCUAAGUAUUACGUAGACGUAUUGUUUCGCACCACCAAGACAGAUACCUACCGAUAAUUACGUCGUCUUAGAGUGACUUAUUUUCUAACCAUUUACAUGAAUGCUCUAUCUUUGUAUUUUCUUGGAAACCGUUACAAUAUAGGCUUGUAUGCUUGACCUAAAUUAUUUUCUCUUUAUUUCGCGACAACUGUAUGAACUUAUUCUUACGUCCCACCGACUCUUAAUUCCCACCCCUUGUAUCGACUAUAUUUCAGUGAAAUAGACCUAUUUCGGUGAGUUGAUUGUGAUCUUCGCUAUUCUCACUACUACAGGACUAGAAUAUCUUCUUGUAGUAACAACCAAUCUUCUACAUAUUAAUAUCUAUAUAUGUAUUAUGAUGAACAAUAGUUUAGUUUGUGAGAUAUUUUAUUUGUAUGACUUGUGCAUGUGAUUUUGCUUGAUAACUAUCCAUGAAACAAACCCGGCUACGUCUAUCUAGUUUUUGAGACAGAUAGAGAAUUGUUCUGUCAACAACGAACGUCAAAAGGAAAAUGCCGACCUAGCUGAACAAUAUGGUAAUCUCGUUCAACAGAGCAUGGGCGGGACAGGAGAUAUAUUUCGUCAAGUGAUUAUCAUGGUGGGUUGGUGUUUGGGUCACGACGCAUCUAUGGAACUGUUAAUGGAUAAGCCCUGCAGCAACGUGUUUGCGAAGUACGGCGAUCCGACCACAGUAUUGGCUAAACCUUAUACUCAGUCUAAAUCUUUAUCGAUCAACCAUUUCUAUCCUGACAAUACCGGGAUAUCGGCCUUUGAAAAAGCCCAUUGUGGUCGUUAUAACAAUAAACUCAUUGUUAUUCAAAACCAGCUCGUGGGCGUCUGUACUAGAGGAACUAGCGGUGGCCCCUUUUCAUAGCUUGUGGUCGACUUCUUUUUUCACAACCAUUACAAGAUAAAACCGAAAGCUUUUCUUCUAUAGUCAGGGUAAAACUCCUUUUCAGGAUCAAGCUUGGAACCCCUGAUAUAUCUAUAUAAUGACAUAGUUAUGUUACUUGUGUAUUUUAGUGGUAUUAAUAACUGACAAGCACAGACUAUAUGUUAUAGUGUGUAUAGAUCUUACAUGUAUGCAGAAUUUAGAGUGAUAAAGGCCGUCGUCUGUAUCUGAUAUGGUCCUAAGGACAGCGACCUUGUAAAGGGUACAGACCUGGAACAACAAAUGCUUCCCGCUUACAUCAUACAGAAGUGCUGAAAUUAUGGAAUAUCAUACGGGCCAAAAGGGCUUCAUAGCAGAUAUAUGAAAGGCCUUGAAUUUAAAUGUACUUCUAUAAUUAUUACUUGUAUUUUUUCUAGUUAUUUAGAAUGAAGAUUGUGUGUAUAUAUUAACGUGUACAGCAGAGAAUGUUGGAGGGGAUUUUUCGAGUUGGACGGCUGUACAGGCUGUUGUUAGCUGUGUAUUGUUGAUUAUUGUUUUAUGCCCUUAUAAAAUGUACGAGUUACGUGCCAGUCUUCACGCUUGUACGUAGCUUUAUGUCGGACGUACGUAUGCUAAUGUCGUUGUCCAAGCAUCUCGGAUUACCACCAGUGAAAUGUAUAAAAUAAUCUGGUCUUGUCUUAACUAAGGUAAAUAUAAUCCCCAUCGUUCUGCUCCCCAGUGAAUCUGUCCACGCUAAGGCCAGACCGAGGCCGCGUUAAUGACUGUGUUUACCCCUGGCUGGUUUAGAUGUGUUCCACUGUAAUUAAUAUGGGCAUAUUCACGGCCCAAUGCAAUAAGUGAUCGAUAUCCGUGUACACAAGCGACCCGCUGUAAAAGUUCUAACAAUUCGAUUAGAAUUGUUCCAUCAGAUCCUGGUAGAUUUUCUGAUCGAAUUUUCAGCUAUAUGAUUGAUCAAAUCUCCAAAAGAAUGCUCAAGCAACUUGUUAAUGGAGAUAUGAACAUUUUUCUACCUGCAUGGCCGGUCUAACGUUGCCUGGUGUCCAGGAAACACACACGUCAUUUACAGCGCUGUACACGUAGGCGGGUAUCUCAGGCGGCAUUUGGAGGAAUGUUUCCAACUCGCUGCCUAUAUUUCUGUGUUUCGCAUUCAUCUGGCACAAAGUCACUAAAUGAUAAAUCGUCACUCCGAUGGCAAUCCGCAGUACAACCUCACAUCCGCGCAAAUCCAUUGGUUAUAAGGUCAAGCCGACGUAUGAUAAAACAUAAAUGGUUCAUGAACCAUUCAUUCAUUCAGGUUGCAAUUGUCGUGAGAUAGCGCGAGAUUAUCGCCAAGGGAGAAACUACUGCUUCACUAAAUGCUUUAUGACCCUCUGAUUUCCAAGAAUCCAGGAGUCACCUUUACAGAGAGAUCGCACGAAAGUUUUCCUCCGUAACUAGCCCUAACGCAGGAUAGAAAUCUACAUACAAAGUUUCGUGAAAGCAACGCCAGAUCUGAUCACGUAGAUGUCAAAAACUUUUGACCGAUAUCAAGUUCUCACUUAUUGCAUUAAGUCAGACUGUGUAUUGCAUAUAUAGAACUGUUUACAUACAUAUAUGUAUAUGCACAUCAUAUGAACGUCGUGAUUGUUGAUUGGUUUGUUAUCCUGCAUUGGAAUAUGUGUAUAUUAUUUAUUCAGCAUAACGAAGAAUAAAGGAAAUAUAUUGUCUA
This is a messenger RNA of Liolophura sinensis, 4411 nucleotides long. RefSeq names its product synaptotagmin-4-like. Gene Ontology annotation, cellular component: plasma membrane; axon; exocytic vesicle. Gene Ontology annotation, molecular function: calcium-dependent phospholipid binding; calcium ion binding; clathrin binding. Lineage: Eukaryota; Metazoa; Mollusca; Polyplacophora; Chitonida; Chitonidae. The record is from RefSeq and is a predicted model, not a curated record. Gene Ontology annotation, biological process: calcium ion-regulated exocytosis of neurotransmitter; vesicle fusion.